UGUUACCAGUUUUCUUUUGCUCUCGUCUUUCGACCUGUGUGUCGCGUGCCAAUUUCCACAUUUUCCGCUCUCCAUGUUUUGACUCCGUUUUCCGCAAAUCUCAGCUUUUGAAUCUCGUGACAAGUUUUUCCCACCGGAAAAAUGCUAAACCGAUUUUACUGUCUGUUUUUGUUGACCCCCCUGCUGUGUUUCGUUGUGGGCGUUUCGUGGGCGGAGGAGGAGGCGAAGGGGGAGUGCCGCCGCCUCAAGCGCGAAGAUAUCGAGGGCAGACUGUCCACGAAGACGCCGUACAGGGCGAUCGCCAAUUACGAUGAAACGCCGCCUCAAUACGCCGGCUGCCACCCGACACGAAUCUGGUCCAUAAUCCGCCACGGAACUCGAAAUCCCAGCGAAUCCGUGAUUCUCCAGGCCCAAAAUCGCCUCGCAGAAAUUAAGAAUCUCAUUCUGGAUCAGCGAAAGCCGCCGAUCUGCUCUGCUGAACUGAAAAAGCUGCGUCAAUGGAGCUGGAAGCACCUGAAUGCCACCGAAGAUGAGAAAUUACUGGUGGCGGAGGGCGAGGAUGAGCUGAUCGAACUGGCGGAGCGGAUGCAGCACCGUUUUCGGGACCUACUUCCGGAGCUCUACAGCCCGGAGUGGUACUUCUUCAAAUAUACGGCCACGCAGAGAACCCUGAAAAGUGCUCAGAGCUUUGCUACGGGUUUAUUUGGCCGCCAUCGAAUCCAUUCUGUUCGCUAUCCACCGCCUUUGCAUGAGGAUCCUGUUUUAAGGUUCUAUAAGGGCUGUGCCAAGUGGAAAACAGACGUCGAUAAGAAUCCCGAAACAUUGGUCAACGCACGCAGGUUCCUCGCGGAGCCGCAAAUGCAGUCAGCAGUGGAGCAGGUGCGGCGCAGCACCCGACUGCCGGAUCUCCGGCCGGAGGAUGUGCAGCUCAUGUACACGGUGUGCGCCUUCGAGACGGCCUGGCAUCGUCCGCCUCGCAGUUCCAGCUCCAGUUCUAGUUCUAGUUCUAGCUAUAGUUCCCGAUCUGCAACCGAUUCCGUGUGGUGCAACUUCUUCGAUGUGGCCGCCUUGGAGGCGCUGGAGUUCUUCGAGGAUCUGGAGUACUAUUGGAACGAUGGCUACGGCUACGAGCUGACCCAUCGCAUUGCCUGUCCGGCAAUCGCAGAUAUGUUUGCGGCUAUUGGUUCCUCGGAAAAGGAGGAGCGUCGGGCCAAUGCCACGUUGUACUUCACGCACUCGGGAACGCUGCUGAAGCUGCUGGCCCACCUGGGAUUGGCCCGGGACAAGAAGCCGUUGACGCACAAGCACUUUGCCAGCGAGCGUCGUUGGCGCACCAGCCAGAUCGACGCGUUCGCGACCAACUUGGCCUUCCUCCGCUACGACUGCGACAAGGAGGAGCCACAGGUCCUGGUGCUGCACCAGGAGCGAGUGGUGCGCCUGCCCCAGUGCCCGCAGGACAAGGACCUCUGUCCGCUGGCCACGCUGCGUCGCACUUUCGCCAAGAGCGUGGACCACUGCGACGUCGAGGAGCUGUGCCGGGUGGUGGCCAACUGAGGAUCGGAUUGGGAGUCGGAAACGGAAUCGGAAUGCUGAAGCUGCUGCUGCUCUGCUGCUGCUCUGCUCCCCUGCCACUGCAAAAGACCUCGUGAGAAGGGAUUCGUCGGAAUGUUUAGGAUACACUGCAAAAAAAAACGAUAUAGAUAAGAAUGGAAUAGAUGCGAAGGGACUGGUGACUGGUAGUCCAGCCAGGAUUAGUUUUGUAAGAGUGAGGAAAGCGAGAGGAAGAGAAACCGGAGAGGAAUAUGUGUUGACCAAGUGGCGAGUCGAAAUCUGUGUGUUUUGUAUGCCUUAUUAAUCAAUGUGGACCAUCCGAUCCAGAGCAAGCGAACUGCGAACAGGAGUGCAGGAGAGAGAGCGAGAUGGAGAUGGAGAUGUAGAUGGAGAACGGAAGACAGAGGAUAGAAAGAGAGAGAGAGAGAGAGAGAGGAAGAGGCGAGCCCGUGUCAUGCUUUAUAUAUAUAUAUAUACUUUAGUCUAUAUACUCCAGAUGUAUCCCUAACUGCUCCAAAAGAUUUGCCCGAUUAAUCUUGAUUUACCUAUUUUUUUUUCGUUAUUCAGUUAACCAUACUACAACCUUAACCUAUUCCUUAUCCUAAAUUCAAAAGCCAAACGGCAACGCAUAGUGUACAUAUAUAAAUACUGAUGUCUAAUCUUAAUUAACUAUAUAAAUUACAAACCACACAUAGUUAUAUGCCUCUAUUCAAAUCGAUCCUUUUCCCAAAAAAAAAAAGAAAAGAAAAGAAAGAAAAGAAAACGUUCGUUGUGCUAACUUGUGUUAUAUACCUAUAAACAAAACCGGAUAUAUAAAUAUAUAUAUUUGAUAAGGCAAGGAUAUGGAACAAAUGUUGGGUUCCUAUAUCAAUUGUUCAGCGGAAAGAGAGAGACCCACACACUUUGUACAUAGCACUUACGACUUUAAUCACUUUUGUCUAAUUAUGUUUGUCCUAUCGAAAGCCCAACAACCAAUAACAACUACCAACAGCAACAACAACAACCGCAACCACAACAAGAACAAGAACAACAACCGCAGUAACAACAAAUAAAACUAACGAAAAUUCUAGUUUAAAGCUUAACGCGCUUGGACUUUUCAAUUUGUUUAAGCUAAAAAUAAAGAGAAACGAAAAAUCAA
Messenger RNA from Drosophila gunungcola (fruit fly), 2689 nucleotides. RefSeq names its product multiple inositol polyphosphate phosphatase 1 (gene Mipp2). The record is from RefSeq and is a predicted model, not a curated record. NCBI's taxonomy places the organism in Eukaryota, Metazoa, Arthropoda, Insecta, Diptera, Drosophilidae. The transcript has 5 exons. Gene Ontology annotation, molecular function: inositol phosphate phosphatase activity; acid phosphatase activity. Bases 142 to 1554 code for a protein of 470 amino acids.